Molecule: messenger RNA, 1404 nt
Organism: Salvia miltiorrhiza (redroot sage)
Lineage: Eukaryota; Viridiplantae; Streptophyta; Magnoliopsida; Lamiales; Lamiaceae
Product: external alternative NAD(P)H-ubiquinone oxidoreductase B2, mitochondrial-like
Exons: 7
Coding region: 193-1005 (270 amino acids)
Biological process (GO): translation
Cellular component (GO): small ribosomal subunit; ribosome
Molecular function (GO): structural constituent of ribosome
Source: RefSeq, a predicted model, not a curated record
CACACCCUUACACUAGACACUAGUAAUCAUAUGGCUAAAUUGGGCCGUGGAGGAAACCCUGAACGGGUUUUACAAUUGCCCUUAUGCGCCGCUUCAAGCCCUCAUCGAUUCGUCGUUCCAGCUAAAAGAGACUGUCCCUCACCCUCUCUGAACUAGCUCCCUCUUAAAUUCUCAGGUGAUCCAAGUCUAAAAAUGCAGAAAAUGGCGAUUUUCCAGAGGUUUUCUAGAACUUUCCGCGAGAAUUCUGCGCUUGCUAAAGCAACAAACGUUUUCACCAUAGGUGGCGGAGAUCUUAUGGCAUCUCCUCAGGCUAAGUCAGGUAAUGGAAUGAACAUUUUCAAUGCAACAGCAGCUGAUGGCAAGAAUAAGAUGAAGGUGAUAUCACCAAGUAACUAUUUUCUGUUCAAUCAAAUACGACCAAGUGUUACAUGUGGAACUGUGGGACCUCACAGCACUGUUGAGACAGUUCGCAACAUUGUCAGAAAUGCAACAACACAGCAAGGUUCCUAUCUUGCGAAUUGUGCAAAACAUCCAGAAGGUCCUCUGUGCUUCAGAGGUGAAGGGCGUCGUUGUUUCCAUAAUUUCAGGUAUAACCAUUUUGGACUAUUUGCACCUUUGAGAGCAGAGCAAGCAGUUGAUCAACUUUCAGGGUCUGUGGCGAGGAGAUUCUACCGCCGUGAUGAAAAGCCACCCAGGACGCACCCAGACAGGAAUCGAAAUAAACUCGAUCACAGACGUAGAUUACUUGCUGCUAAAUAUGAAUUGAGGCGAAAUCUUUACAAGGCCCUUUGUCGUGAUCCCAACCUUCCUAGUGCUAUGCGGGUCAAGUACCGUUGUAAGUUGUCCAAUCUGCCAAGAAAUAGCUCCUUUACACGUGUGAGAAACCGAUGCAUCUUCUCUGGUCGCCCUCGUGGCGUGUACAAGAAGUUCAGAAUGUCUCGUAUCGUUUUCCGAACACUGGCAAAUCAAGGUCAAUUGAUAGGCAUAAAGAAGGCAUCGUGGUAGCACACGAGCACCCAUUAGAGGUGUAUAAGCAAGGUAAUAGUGGUAUAUCCUCUGGAUCGAAAUAACAAUGUAAUGCGUCAAAAUCUAAGAUAGGAGGAAGCGAAGUGAUUGGUUAUUGCGUCUGUAUCUAUCUAGUCUAGCAAGUGAGCUGGUGUAUACUAGCAUCGAGGGUAGCGUACAGUAGCAAUGGCGCUCCAUCAUUUCUUCUUCAAGAGGCAAAAAAUACAUGACAGGUAUCUCAUAUCCCCAAAUUUUGCUGUUUGUGACAUUGUAUUUAGGUUGCAUCUGUUUUGAACUGAUCUUGUUUUCCAUGCCUAGUUUGAUUUUCUUGGUGUUGCUGUAUCUUGCGAACAUCUUUUCCCUCAUAUUGGAAACCACAAUAAUCUCUUUUGAUCGUUU